AUGUCAAGCGUUACAAGUGAACAGACCAAGAAAACCAAGGUUAACUCUAUACUGCCAUUGGAUUGUAUAAUCGAGAUCUUGGAACACCUCGAAAAUGAUUCCAUAACACCUCAGACACUUUACUCAUGCCUUCUCGCUAAUCGUCAAAUGGCAAAACUCACGAUUCCACUGUUAUGGAGGUGCCCAUUUGGGUAUAAGAUCAAUGCACACAAGGCAUCCCACAUCUUCCAGACGUUGGUGAAAUGUCUAAAGGAUGACGAGAAACAGCGUUGGAUAGAUAUCGGCAUCAAGACACAGUCUAACUCAUCAUUACCAUUAUUUGACUAUCCUUCGUACAUUCGAAGUUUGAAUACUCACAACAUGCAAAGCUGCGUUUCAGAAUGGCUAGAGAUAUUUCAGGAUGUUAGUGAACCUUACAAAACCGAAAAGAUGGGUUUUACCAUUAAUCUUAUCGUUCAGCUCAUCUUUAGUCGUUCGAAAGGACUGGAGACACUAAGAUGGGAUCACGAUUUUAAUUACAAUUGCAAUGAGACCAAUGAUUUUCGAGGAAUAUACCCUAUAUUGAGAGAUAUUGAACAUUAUGAUGGAAUUGACCGAGCUCUCUCAAGUAUUAAAAUAUUUGAGACUCAGUGCUGGGAUGGCUUGGAUGAGGACUCCGGCAAGGUGUUAACGAACUAUAUUCGAACGAUAUCUCGCUAUGCUCGUAACGUCCACCACAUUGAAUUUGACGUUUACCUCAGACUCGUAAAUUACAAGCCACUGUGUGAGGCCUUGGCGCAUUUCGUAGAAUCGCAGGCGGCACUUCGUUCAAUAGAAUUGUUCGAAUGGUUGGAUCAUUCGCAUUCGUCGUCCGUUUACGACUCGCUCCGGACCCAAGCUCACUCAUUGACAUCCCUAAGAACCAAUAAUCUCCGAUUUUUUCACCGACUAUUGCCCGUUUUAAGUAAUUGUCCAAAUCUAAGGAUCUUGGGCAUAACCAAUUUUUACGAGAUCGAGAAUAUUAGUCCACUCAUGGAUUCCAUCCAGUCACUACCCCCCAUCCAUGUCACCCACCUGACGGCAAAUUUUCACACCCAUUAUGAAGCGAAUUGUUGGCAUUUCUCAUUGGUAGUUCAACUUCUUAUUCGAUUAUCAAGCAAACGUUUGGAGUUCAUAAAACUUGACUGCAUCGACGCGAAAAUCAUAGAAACCAUCAGCCAAUUCUGCCCAAGGAUUCCAUUUUUAUCGAUUCACGUCACCCUCAAAGAACUUCCCUCGCUAUGCACCAACCUCCCACUAUUGAACUCACUUCAUCAUUUAAUUCUUGUGAUAAAGUCGUCCACCCCUGAAUCCUUAACACAAUUAGCUCAAAGUUUUCCCGUCAGCUUAAAGCAUCUGGGAGUCAAGAUCACGAAGACUCCAGAAUUGUUGGGAUCCUUACUGGAGAAUGUUAAGGUUAAAAUGGAGACUUUGGAUUGUUACAAUAAGGUUAAUAACGAACUAAUUGAAAUCAUUGUAAAAUUUGCAAAGAGGAAUGGAAAAAUGAAGAAAUUAGGAGUGGAAGAUGGUAAAAUCACAUUUGAUGAUCACGGGUUGACGAAUGAAAUUAGUGAAGUAGUGUCAAGGUUCUUUGAAUUCGUUGGGGAACCAAGUAAUUCUGAGAUUUGUUAUAUACGUGAACAUGGGUACGAUGACGCGAAUGAUGACUUUGAAGAAUUUGAUUUAUCAUAA
This is a messenger RNA of Acaulospora colombiana, 1710 nucleotides long. NCBI's taxonomy places the organism in Eukaryota, Fungi, Glomeromycota, Glomeromycetes, Diversisporales, Acaulosporaceae. The record is from the annotation of a GenBank genome assembly.